This is a messenger RNA of Neomonachus schauinslandi (Hawaiian monk seal), 1943 nucleotides long. It is a transcript of the gene METTL25, whose product is annotated as methyltransferase like 25. Lineage: Eukaryota; Metazoa; Chordata; Mammalia; Carnivora; Phocidae. Bases 2 to 1810 code for a protein of 602 amino acids. The record is from RefSeq and is a predicted model, not a curated record. The transcript has 12 exons.
CAUGGCGGCUUCUUUCCCGCUCCCAGUGACCCAGGACCUGUUCACGUUGCGUGCCACGUUGCAGGAGCUACUGCAGUUCCUGAGGAAAGCCCUGUGCAUUUCCAACGCACAUACGGUGGACUUCUACACGGAGUCCGUGUGGGCGCAACUGGUCGACUUGCCCCCGGAGACCGUGCUGAGGGUACUGAGGAAGUCAGUGGCAGAGGCGGAGGCCCGGCCCCCGGAGGCGCGCCUCCUGGUGGAAGCUGAGAGGCGAUCAGGUAUUACCAAUUUUCCCAAAAUAUUUUGUGAGACUUCCCAGAAGCUGGUGAGUGUGGAGGCCUUUGCUCUGGCUGUGAGAUCUUAUUCUGUACCAAAUUUGGGAAUAUGUACUCCUUUUGAACAGUUGCUUACAGCCCUUCGAGGAAAUAAAAAACAGAGAACUGGUGAAAAUGUGAAACCAGAUGAAUUUAUGAAUUUGAAAAAAUCUCAUGAAGUUCAGGCUAUGUCAGAGCUGAUCAGCAGUAUUGCUGAUUACUAUGGAAUAAAGCAGGUAAUUGACCUGGGUUCUGGAAAAGGCUACCUAAGCUCUUUUUUGUCCUUGAAGUAUGGCUUAAAAGUUUAUGGAAUUGAUUCAUCAAAUACCAAUACUCAUGGAGCUGAGGAGAGAAACAGGAAAUUGAAGAAACAUUGGAAAGUCUACCAUACUCGGUCAAAAUUAGAUGUCAAUGAACUGGCAUUAAAAAUGGCAAAAGAAAGGAAAGUGCAGAAUGAAAUUAAGUAUAAAGUAGAUAUUGAGGGAAUAUGUAACAACAGUCCUGCAAAUCAAGAAAAGAUGUCUGCCUCAGGUUUUUUGCCAGAUUUUUCGGAUUCUCUAAUUUCUAACAUUAGAACACAAAUGGAAAACCUACAUGUGUAUUCACAUCGAGAAGAAAACUUGUGUUUUGAAAAUGCCUUUGCUCUUAUAGACCUUUUGCCUAUUAAUGCCAUAGAACCUGCUUCAUUCCAAACACCUAAGAGAAAAAUGUCUGAAGCAAAUAAAGAGAGAAGAAAACUGACAUCAAAGUCAAAUGAAUCAAAUAUAUAUUCACCUUUAACAUCUUUUAUCACUGCUGAUUCAGAACUACAUGAUAUUAUUAAAGAUCUGGAGGAUUGUUUGAUGGUAGGUCUACAUACUUGCGGUGAUCUUGCUCCAAAUACUCUGCGAAUAUUUACUUCCAAGUCUGAAAUCAAGGGAGUUUGCAGUGUGGGUUGUUGCUACCACCUCUUAUCUGAAGAGUUUGAAAAACCACAUAAAGAAAGUACCCAAGAAAAGUGGGGAUUUCCAAUGUGCCAGUAUUUAAAAGAAGAGAGAUGGUGCUGUGGUCGUAAUGCCAGAAUGUCAGCAUGUUUGGCAUUGGAACGAGUUGCAGUUGGCCAAGGGCUGCCUACUGAAUCACUCUUCUAUCGAGCCGUCCUUCAGGAUAUUAUUAAAGAAUGUUAUGGCAUCACCAAAUGUGAUCGGCACGUGGGUAAAAUGUAUUCAAAAUCCUCUUCCUUUCUGGACUAUGUCAGAAAGUCUCUAAAGAAGCUUGGAUUAGAUGAGUCCAAGCUGCCAGAAAAAGUUAUAAUGGACUACUACGAGAAGUAUAAGCCUAGAAUGAAUGAGCUGGAAGCUUUUAAUAUGUUGAAAGUUGUUCUGGCUCCUUGUAUAGAGACAUUGAUUCUUCUAGAUCGACUUUGCUACCUGAAAGAACAGGAAGAUAUUGCAUGGGCCACACUUGUGAAGUUGUUUGAUCCUGUGAAAUCUCCCAGAUGUUACGCUAUUAUUGCCCUGAAGAAGCAGCAAUGAUUUCAGUUGAAGCAAGGUAUUAGAUGUAUCUGUUUAUGGAACGGAUUGCUAAUUUUGCCCUUCUAAACAUGUGUGUUGUAUUAUGUAAAUAUUUGAAAAACAUUGCUCUAUAUUUUAAAUAAACAAUAAAAUA